GAGGAGACCGGAAGCAGAGACGGACAAUGUCCAGUUCGGCGUCAGCGGACACUUCUGCAUAUCCCCGACCAGGUCUUACAUCGUGAUCUUCAUCCUGUUUUUCAUUAACCUCUUAAAUUACAUGGAUCGCUUUAUCAUUGCAGGUGUGCUGAGUGGGAUUCAGGACUACUUUAAAAUAAGUGACACGUCAGCUGGUUUACUGCAGACAGUCUUUAUCUGCAGUUACAUGAUAUUGGCCCCUUUGUUUGGUUACCUGGGUGAUCGGUACAACAGGAAGAUUCUCAUGUCCAUCGGGAUAUUCAUUUGGUGUGGCGUGACACUGGCAGGAUCGUUCACCACUCAGUCUCACUUUUGGGCACUGGUUGUGUGCCGAGCCUUUGUUGGCAUCGGGGAAGCCAGUUACUCUACCAUCGCCCCUACCAUCAUUGCCGACCUCUUUGUAGGUGAUAAAAGGACCUUCAUGAUCUCUAUCUUCUACAUUGCAAUUCCAGUUGGAAGUGGCCUGGGUUACAUCCUUGGAUCUGGUGUAAUGAAACUGACUGGUGAUUGGCACUGGUCAAUGAGGGUGACCCCAUGUUUGGGACUCGUGAUCUUUCUCUUCCUCAUCUUCAUUGUUCCGAACCCUCCCCGAGGAGCCUCAGAAAAUCGCACGGACUCAUCCGAAUCUAGAACCUCCUGGUUGGAGGAUCUCAAAUACCUGUGCACAAACUGGAGUUUCGUGUUGUCAUCGUUGGGCACCACAGCUGUCACAUUCACAACUGGUGCCCUGGGAUUCUGGGCACCCAUCUUCCUGCUCCGUGCACGGGGUUUGGAUGGCUCCCCUGUCCAUACAUCCAACAGCUCAAAGGACAGUUUAAUAUUCGGAGCCAUAACCUGCAUGACAGGAAUCAUUGGGAUUGCAAUAGGAGCAGUGAUUUCAAAACACUUAAAAAAGAAAGUUCCUCAUGUUGAUCCUCUAAUUUGUGCAGUUGGCAUGUUGAGUAGUAGCCCCUGCCUCUUCCUCGCUAUUGUGCUAGCCAAACAUAGCAUUGCACUGACAUAUUUCUUUAUCUUCUUGGCUGAGAUCUUCCUUGCUUUGAAUUGGGCAAUCGUUGCAGACAUUCUCUUGUACGUUAUUGUCCCAGCCCGACGCUCAAUGGCAGAAGCAGUACAGAUAACUGUCUGCCACCUUCUGGGAGAUGCCAGCAGCUCCUACAUCAUCGGUCGUAUCUCCGAUGCUAUCCGGAAGACACAUCCAACAUCAACCCGUUGGAAGUUUGUAAGCCUGCAAUAUGCUUUCCUGAUAUGCCCCUUCAUUGCCGUUGUUGGAGGAGCUUUAUUUCUUUGGACUGCUAACCAUCUAGAGGAAGACCAAAUAAAAGCAACACAGCAAGUUCAAGAUCCAGCAGACAUUGUCUCCUUCCAAGGAAGCUAAGACUCCAUUGCCAUGCCUGUGGCUGAGGUGUUGAGUUGAAUAAAGUCAUUCAGGCUGCUAGACUAAAAGACAAUUUUGUGAUUGGCUGGAACAUCAAACAAUAAGAUUUUAAUUAAAUAAAAACACUGGUAGCAGUCAUUUUCUACACAAGAGAAAACAGCACUUCCAGCAGCGGCUUUUUGAAGGCAGCCUUUACGUCUCUAUUCCUCACUCUUCUGCUUUGCUUGUACGUACAGCAAGUCAACCUAGUAUGUAGCCAACUGCCUCUGCCUAUGAAAGUUGUUUCCAGUGGUAACAAGGUCUUUUGUUGUCACAUGAAAAAGAAAGUGCUUUGAGCAGAACACAGUGCUAAAUGUUCAGCCAUGGACAUCACUAAUGGACUGUUUACUGCCUCCUAGCUCAGAAAAGAGCCUUUUCAAAAACUCAUUACCCCCAAUGAGCAGGAAUAACUUCUCAGCACAUCCCAAAGCGCUUUGCAGCCAGUGAGUACUUUUGCAAUGUCAUAACUGUUGUAAUGCAGGAAACAUAACAACCAAUUUGCACACAGUAAGAUUCCACAAGUAGCAAUGUGA
Molecule: messenger RNA, 1986 nt
Organism: Carcharodon carcharias (great white shark)
Lineage: Eukaryota; Metazoa; Chordata; Chondrichthyes; Lamniformes; Lamnidae
Product: protein spinster homolog 3-like
Exons: 12
Coding region: 122-1414 (430 amino acids)
Biological process (GO): transmembrane transport
Cellular component (GO): membrane
Molecular function (GO): transmembrane transporter activity
Source: RefSeq, a predicted model, not a curated record